Molecule: messenger RNA, 717 nt
Organism: Psilocybe cubensis
Lineage: Eukaryota; Fungi; Basidiomycota; Agaricomycetes; Agaricales; Agrocybaceae
Exons: 2
Coding region: 1-717 (238 amino acids)
Source: RefSeq, a predicted model, not a curated record
AUGGCUCGCAUCGCAACUACUGCUCUCCUGCUUUCCGUUGUCGUUGCCCCUGCCGUUUAUGGCUCUUCUUUCUCCAGCGAUAAUGAUCGUGCGGUACUUGCACGACGACAAGCUUCCGACGAGCUUGUUUCCCGGCGACUCCACAUCCAUUUGCCCAAAGUUCACUUGCCUCACAUCAAGCUGCCCCACAUCAGCGGCAAACAAUUUCUUAAUGGACUGAAGAAAUUUGGCCCCAAAAUCGGCAAGACUGUAUUCAAGAUCGCUAAACUGGCUCUUCGUGAAGACAUCGAAGAGACGCACCUUGUUGCACGGGACAUCGAUGGUGCAGAGGCUCUGUACGAGCUACUAGCCCGAUCCCCCAGGAUAUCCUUGAAAAAUAUGAUGAAGUCCGUCAAGAAGAUGAAGAAAUACGUCAAGACAGGGGCAAAUCUAGCACACUCAGUCGGCUUGCUACGUCGCGGUAUGGGCGAUGAUUGGGAGGCCGAGAUCGUCGAGCGGGCGUUAGAUGAACUGGAUGUUCUUGAUGCCCGAGACCUUUACGCUCACUUGACACUCUUGGAGCGAGCCAUCGUGGCAGUCGAUAACGAAAAGCGGGAAUGGAAUAUGGGCGAGAGGGGUUGGGCCAGAGAAGAUCAAGAGGUACACGCUCGCGAUGAUACAUCGGACACCCACUUUGCACGCCACUACAGCGAUUAUGGUCUAGAAGAUCUUGAUUGA